AUGCCUGGCGUGAUCGCCGAGAGCCAACCGCCUAAGGCGAGAAAGCCAACCAAGAAUGAGCAGCGUCGUGCGAAGAAGAAGCAGCAGAAGCGAGAGGUAACCAUGGAAUUCCUCAGCCUGAUGUAGUCCGCCCUUGCUAAUCAGCCAAAGUUGUCGGUAGCGCCCACCGAGGCAGAGACCCAGAACGACUCGGAGCCCGUGCAGCCUGUCCCACCAGCUGCCGACGAUCCGGUGCAGGAUGUGCCCGAUGUCGACGAUUUCUCCAACGACCUCCCUACAGACGAUCCACUCUUCUCUCAGUUCGCCGAUGUCUUCUCGAAAUUCCAGGAGCCGGAUAAGGAGGAUCCUGCGCUGAAGGAGCCGGAGAAGCCCGAGGUCUUCUAUGAUGACGACGAUAACAUUCAAGGUGAGGAUGAAGAAGAAGAGACGCAGCAGAAGUUGUCGAAAAAAGCACGCAAAGCAGCAACUAAGUUGAGCAUCGCCGAGUUGAAGGCGAUUGUGCGAAGGCCAGAGCUGGUGGAGUGGACGGACACAUCGGCGCAAGAUCCCAAAUUGCUUGUGGACAUCAGGAGCGAGCCGAAUGUCGUUCCUGUGCCAACACACUGGAAUUUGAAGAGGGAGUAUCUCAGCAGCAAGAGGGGUAUCGAGAAGCCGGGUUUCGCGCUUCCAAAAUUCAUUGCUGAGACUGGUAUUUCGGAUAUGCGAGAUGCAGUCCUGGAGAAGCAAGCAGAGGCAAGUUUGAAGCAGCGACAGCGCGAGCGGGUGCAGGGCAAAACAGGCAAGUUGGACAUCGACUAUCAGAAGCUCUACGAGGCCUUCUUCCGACGCCAGACGAAACCGUCACUCACGCGGUAUGGCGAGGUGUACUACGAAGGUAAAGAGUUCGAGACCAACUUGAGACAUCUGCGACCCGGUGAGUUGAGCGAGGAAUUAAAAGAAGCGCUUAACAUGCCCCCAGGUGCACCACCACCAUGGCUCAUUACGCAGCAAAAGAUCGGCGCACCGCCAUCGUAUCCAGCACUUAAGAUUGCAGGACUCAACGCACCUCCUCCACCUGGUGCGCAGUGGGGUUUCCAUCCUGGCGGGUACGGAAAGCCUCCUGUGGAUGAUCAGAACCGACCGCUCUUCGGUGGAGACGUGUUCGGAUUGUCAGAUGCGAAGGACGCCGAAGAUGACAACAACGCAAUAGCAGCACCGGUUGACAAGAGGCUCUGGGCUGAGCUCCAGCCGCCGCAGGAUGACGAGGAAGAGGAGGACGAGGACGAGGACGAGGACGAGGAAGAAGAUGAAGACGAGGAUGGAGACGAUGGCGGCAGACGAACGGGCAUGGAGACUGCUUAUCCUGGCACUGAGACCCCGGGUGGCAUCACGAGCACCGUCCCCACUGACUUCAUGGGCACGCGCUCCAACGAACCAACUCUACGCAAGCCGCGAUUUGGAACGGAAACGGAGGCGAGCAAUCAUCCACGGUCUGCUGGACAAGUGAUCAAUGAACGCUCCAUCCGAAACGAAGGCUUCUUCGGUGGAGAGCGUGCUUACGAUCUUUCUGGAUCCUCCAAUCUGCCUACGCUCGGCCAGGAAGACCGCAGAAGGAAGCGAAAGGCCGGGGAUUUGGACGUCUCGAUGGACCCAGAUGCGCUGGCGAGAGAUGAUAAGAUGUCAAAAGAUGAGUUGAAGAAGAGAUACGAGGCAGAGAGUGCUCGUCAGAACACGCGUGGAUGGCAGGGUGGCGUGGAUUCGCAGGACAUGAGUGAUUUGGUGGCUGCUGAGAGCGCGAAGAGGCAGAAGAGGGAGCAAGAGCGGGCCAAAGGAGGUCGUGGAGGCAGGAGAUAG
Molecule: messenger RNA, 1833 nt
Organism: Lecanosticta acicola
Lineage: Eukaryota; Fungi; Ascomycota; Dothideomycetes; Mycosphaerellales; Mycosphaerellaceae
Source: the annotation of a GenBank genome assembly